AUGAAGUUUGGCCACCAACUCAAGACAUCCCUCUACCCAGAGUGGGUCUACUACUACCUCGCCUACGACUCUCUCAAAGCCGAGCUCAAGACCCGUCUCUCCAAGAACCUAGGUGGCUGGACCGAAGACGACGAAUCCGCCUUUGCAGAGUUGCUCGAAAAGGAACUCGACAAGGUCUAUUCGUUCCAAAAGGUCAAGUCGGGCGAGAUCAUGCGUCGACUCCAGUCGGCCAAACAGGAAGUCGAGGAGAUUAUUAAAUCGAAUGAUGCUCAGAAUGAGGAUUAUGCGUUGCUGGAAGAGGAGUUGUCGCACAUCAUUGCGGAUGUUCAUGACUUGGCCAAGUUUACGAGAUUGAACUAUACUGGAUUCCUCAAGAUCAUCAAGAAGCACGACAAACUCACCCACUGGAUCCUUCGUCCCAUUUUCAUGGUCCGCCUCAACUCCAAGCCAUUCUACAAGGAAAACUACGAUGCCCUGAUUGUCAAACUUUCGAGCCUCUACGACACCGUCAGGACACGAGGAAAGGCUCAUGGAGGCGACUCGUCCGCCGGAGGGUCCCAGCAGGCCUUUGUCCGUCAAACCACAAAGUAUUGGGUUCAUCCUGACAACAUCACGGAGCUCAAGCUCAUCAUCCUGAAACAUCUCCCAGUCUUGGUCUUCAACCCCAACAAGGAGUUCAACCCAGCGGACAGUGCCAUUUCUUCCGUCUACUUUGAUAACGACGAGUUUGAGCUCUACAUGGGACGUCUCGAAAAGUCUGAGGGCGCCGAGGCUCUUCGUCUGAGAUGGUACGGUGGCAUGGAUCAGCAACAGAUCUUUGUCGAGCGCAAGACCCAUCGUGAGGAUUGGACCGGAGAGAAGUCUGUCAAGGCCCGUUUCCCCAUCAAGGAAAAGUACGUCAACGCCUUCUUGAGAGGCGAAUAUACCAUGGAUGCCACUAUCGCCAAGAUGCGCGCCGAGGGCAAGAAGUCCGAGAAAGAGAUUUCCGAGUUUGAGCAGCUCGCCGCAGAGUGCCAAUACGGCAUCCUCACCAAGAACUACGGUCCAGUGAUGCGCACAUUCUACAACAGAACUGCUUUCCAGCUGCCAGGAGAUGCCCGUGUCCGUAUUUCUCUGGACACCGAGUUGACCUUGAUCCGUGAAGACAACCUUGACGGAAGAUCCCGCAGUGGUGACAAUUGGCGCCGUAUGGACAUUGGUAUCGACUGGCCCUUCAGUCAAUUGGAGGAGGACGACAUUUGCCGAUUCCCCUAUGCAGUUCUCGAGGUGAAGUUGCAGACACAGCACGGCCAGGAACCUCCAGAGUGGGUCCGGGAACUGGUCAAUUCUCACUUGGUCGAGUCUGUCCCCAAGUUCUCCAAGUUCAUCCAUGGUGUUUCGACCUUGAUCGAGAACCGUGUCAAGCUGUUCCCCUUCUGGUAUCACCAGAUGGACAUUGAUAUCCGCAAGCCUGCCUCCAAGAACAUGUCCAUUUCACGACCUGAUCCUAGCGGCUACAGCACCCCAGCCAACACGACCAGUGACGAGGAUCAUGACAUGAGGAUCACAGCCGUUGAUGAUGAGGAGGCCUAUCAGGGCGGCGCCAAGCAGGCUCAGGAGUACGAGUGGGAGGAUGAGGAGGAUGAGGAGAACCCACUGGAGCCUUCGGAUAACUGGAUCCAGCGUCCCUCAAGACCUUCCAGCAGCGCAUCGAGUGAGCAGACUCCUCUUUUGGGCGGUCAGCGUCGUCAGAUGAGGAGCAAAAACUCGCUCAUCUCGCCUUUCAAGCCUGGCGCAGAUACCCUCCGCUACCUCUUCCGUCGCACCAAGGACCGUGUCGCCCACCCCUUCGGCGAGGACGAACCCACCACUGGCCCUCAGACCACAUACCUCAUCACCCCUCCUGGCCGCAAGAUUGCGACCCUGGUCCGUGUCGAGCCUAAGGUGUUCUUUGCCAACGAGCGUACAUUCCUGUCAUGGCUCCAGUUCACAGUCAUGUUGGGCGGUCUGUCGCUGGGUCUGUUGAACUUUGGUGAUAAGGUGUCGCGUGUGAGUGCCGGUCUGUUUACAUUUGUGGCUCUGUCGUUCAUGGUGUAUGCCCUCGUUACAUACCACUGGCGCGCGUACAAGAUCCGUAACCGUGAGCUGGGGCCCUUUGAUGACCGGAUUGGACCUACGCUCCUCUGCUUUAUCCUCCUCACCGCCAUGCUCACCAACUUUUUCUUGCAGUGGGCCUAUGAGAAGAAGAAGCCAUAA
Messenger RNA from Linnemannia hyalina, 2235 nucleotides. NCBI's taxonomy places the organism in Eukaryota, Fungi, Mortierellomycota, Mortierellomycetes, Mortierellales, Mortierellaceae. The record is from the annotation of a GenBank genome assembly.